AUGAAGGGGAGUUUAGGUGACUUGGAGCACCACUUGACUGAAUCCACUUUGGAUUCUUUGGAUUCUUUGGAUGUACAAAGUGCCUUGCUCGCGCGCUCCUCGAGAUCCUCUGUCGGUGAGCACCUCAACCGUACCAGAGAUGAAGAGCUCGAGGAGUCCCUGGAUGCUGUGGUCUCGGCGAAAUUCUUCGGCGGGAUCGUCAGCACCUUCGAAGGAAUGACCCAGGUGGUUCAGAAUGCCGGCAUGACCGUGGGCUCGGCCCUUGCCAAUGCCGCCGUCGUGGUCGGGAAUCAUGUCAUCCGGGCACCGAGCCUGCGCUUUAACCAGCUGCCUCAGGGCCUUCAAAGCUUCGCGGAGGACCUGGGAUCGCAGGCCCUGAACGUUGCCACUAUCACAGCCCAAACCACCGUGCACGUGGCCCAGCAGGCAGCGAGAACAACGAUCCAGCUGGCAGAGACUGCGUUGGAGCACGCGAAGAAGACGGCCGAGCAAGGGGCAAAGCUGGCAACCAAAGUGGGAAACUUCAUCGCAGACCAAGCUACCCGACUGGGAGGCGAGAUCGCCAAGCUUGGGCCUUUGGCCGCAGGCCUGGGGACUGCAGUUUGGAACGAGAUGAAGAAGUUCAUCAGCUGCCUGCAGGAGUCCACAUCUCUUUGUCAGCUGCUAAUUGGAAAGGAGUGCGAUUGCAGUGCCGGAAGCUACGUCAAGAUGCAGCACGACAGGAUGGAGCUGAGGUGCGUCUUCAGCAAAGUCUCCGAGUUUUCGCAGGGCUUCGGGAUCAAGGCAACCCGGGAUGGCAAGGGCAAGACUGAAACGGGCUUGGUGCCGGGAGAAGAGUAUGCACAGGCCUACAAGAUGUACAACGACUUCAGAAUGUCCCCACCGAACUUGAAAGAGAUGUACGAGGAAAUUCCUCAGCCCGUGUGCGAAGUAGGCCUGCACGUGGCCGUCGAUGGCGUCUCGCAGUUCAGUCCUGAUGUCACGGUGACCGUGCACACGAACGGAGACACGCGGGUCGAGAUCAGCGGCUCCAUCCGGGCAUCCUACGACACGCUCGUCAAAGGGCAGGGCAGCUGCAGCUACACGCUCACAAGGGGCAUACCGGAGAAGCCCGCAACCAAGGUGAUCUGUGCCGGGAAAUUCUGCAUCCUGAUCUCGCUUCAGAUGGUUGCAGCCCUGGAGGGGAAAGGCGUGCUCACGGGAACCAUCGACAUGUCUACCGAAGUGGAGUUCGAGAUCUCCGCCGUUGUCGUUGUCAACAAGCACGGCCAUGCCGAGGUGACUGCGAACAGCCCGACCAUGAAGCACCAGGAAGCUGUCAAGAUCGGCGCCAGCGCCGACGCAUCCCUAAGGCUGAGCGUCGGGCCAGAACUCGUAGUGUGGCCCAUGCCGGGAAUUCCCAUAACGUUUGAACCCAAGAUGCAUGCCGAAGCCAAAGCGAGGGGCACUAUCCAGCACCCCACUGGUGCACUGCUGCUCGACCAGGAGUCUGAUUGGGUCUCCCUUCCUUCGAACACGAGCUCAAACGCAAGCUUCAGCCUUCUCGAAGCGCAGGAGAGCCGGUCCAACGUGCUCGAGCCUUGUGGCGCAGCGGCCGUGACGAUCUAUUCGGACUUCGGCAUCGACGGCUUCGGGCUGCCCAAAUGGCUGAGGGCUUUGUUGAAUGACGGCUUGCUGAGGCACCUGAUCCGUGCGGCCUUGAUGAAAGGUGCCGAGGCGAUGAUGCAGAUGAUGACCGGCCCCAUGCAGUGCGUCCCGGGAGCCUCUGCACUCACCGACCGGGUCAUGGAGGCUGCGAGCUCAGCGGCUUCGGCCAUCUCAAACCUGAUCCCGGACCUGGGCCUGAGAUGGGACUUCAAGACGAUCCAGCUUCUACAGCCUCAGAAGCACUUCUGUGAGGAGGUGUGGACGACACCGAACUUCCAGGAAGCUCCUUGUGCAUCCGAGCUCGGCUGUAAGACUGCUGGCCAGGGACGCCCAGACGAGUCGGAGGUCGAGGUUGUGCCACCAGCAAUGGUGACGAACACCCCUCGAAACACUCCGGGCUCGCAAACAUGCUUCGACCUUCCCAUGGGAGAUCGCUUCAUACAGAUUGGCAAGUGGCGCCUUGCCGAAAUCGACUCGGACCACUUCACGAUCUCGCACCAGGACAAGAAAGUGCCCACCUUGUGGAGGGGUUCUGAUGGGUCGAUCCACCGUAACCACAGAAGCGGCUGGGAGAUUUAUUGGCAUGCCUGGGGCAGGCCGAUCGGGCAAGCCAAGCAGAUCAAGUUUGGGUUCCAGUUCGUCCAGAUUGGCAACUUCCGCAUCGGCGCAGUCGACGACAACCACUUCUCCGUUUCGCACAUCCGCUCCGGGAAGAGUGCUGUGUACAAGAACGAUGGUUCCAGGAUGUCGGACCGCACUGACUAUAACGUCUUGGACCGUUACGAAGGUCCUCCCAUGGGUAUCACCGUCGGAGAUAAGUUCCUGCAGAUAGGCAACUUCCGCCUUGGCGACGCGGAUGGCUCGAACCUGCCCUUGAUUUGGACGCAUAACGGGCAGAAGCGGGCGCUUCAGGUCUUCACGAGUGCCGGCCAAGUCGCCGACAACAACCAGGGUUUUAACUACGUGUUGAACCGUCCCGUGGCCCCAUGGACCUGCAAGAGCAUUGCGGAGGUGGCCCAUGGAGUCUGCAAUCCGAACUUCGGAUCCUGGGGAGACCGCUUCGUGCAGCUUGGCGACUGGCGCUUGGCCGCUCUCGAUGCGGACCACUUCAGCAUCUCCCACAAGAACGGCAACAACGCCCAAAUCUACAAGAGCAAUGGCCUCCGCUACUCCGGACGCUGGAGUGACAGUGCCUGGCGCAGGCCCAUCGGCAUUCCCUCCGGCAUCACCUUUGGGAGCGAGUUCAUCCAGAUCGGCAACUUCCGCUUGGGAGCGCUGGACCACGAUCACAUGAGCAUCUCCCAUCAGAAUGGGCACACCCCACAGCUUUUCCGAGGGAGUGAUGGCACCAUUCAUUCAGUGCCGAAGGGCACGUGGAAUGCGUGGCAAGGAACCCGGUGGGGACGCGAUGCUGGUCCCGCCGGAUUGGGCUAUGGGGAUCGGUUCUUGCAAAUUGGCAACUUCCGCAUCGGGGUUGGGGACGAUCAGCAUUUACUGCUGACCCACACCAACCCCGCGAAUGGCGCCAGCCAGGCUAUUCAAGCGUACAAAUCCGAUGGCACGGUCCUGGGACGCCCGACGAUUGUUGGGACCACCCAUUUGGUCCACCGACCCACACAGUGGCACUGUGGUGCCAUCCAGAGCAUCCUCGGAUCUUGCUCAGGAAUCACCACAGGCCCCGGGUUCAUCCAGUUUGGGGACUGGCGCCUGGCGGCGCUUGACUCGUGGCACUUCACCAUCUCCCACCGCAGCAUCAACACGUGUAUGAUCUUCACUGCUGAUGGGCAUCACUACCCGGGACCACGCACGGACUUCAGCGGCUGGGGCAUUGAGCCCAGGCACGUGGCCCAUGGAGAGAUCGGGGAAGUGAAGUUGGGAGAUCGUUUCAUCCAGUUCGGAAAGUACUGGCGGAUCGGCGAAGCGGAUUCCAGGCAUCUCUCCGUCUCUCAUGUUCAUGGCAAGACUUCCUACGUCUACGGCGCAAACGGCCAUGUGAUUGGCGGUCCCCUCACCGACUACAACCUCUGGUCUCGCAAGUACACCGGUAAGCCUAAAGGCGUUUCCUUUGGGGAUCGCUUCGUGCAGAUCGGCAGCUUCCGAGUAGGAGCCGUUGAUGGUUGGCACUUCUCCGUGUCGCACUUUGAUGGCAAGACCGCUGAGAUAUUCACCGCAGACGGGCAUCGACAUAUGGGGAACGGACACCGCACCGACUGGACGACCUUUGGUCGUCCGCUGGGGGAUUGCCAAGUUCUACCCGAGAGCCAGCGGCUCUUCACAUUCAGCUCUUUGGUCGCCUUGUACAGCCCCGUGGCCAGGCGUUACCUACAGCUGAACAAACAUACCGGAGACAUGGCUGCCACGGGUGUCACGGACAUCAAACCGGAUUUUCCCUAUGGCCACACCUUCGAGCGCUUCGCCGUCGUCGACGCGGGCAACGGGAAGGUCGCGCUGCACAACGCCUUCAGCAACCGCUUCGUGAAGAUGGCCGGGGACCAGAUGACCGUCAGCCCAAUCCAGGCGGCCAAGCACCUCGCACAUGACUGGGAAUCCGAGUUCUUCGAGGUCGUCGAUGCAGGAGAUGGAAUGGUGGCACUCCACAACUUAGCCAACAACCGCUACAUCACCAUGGAAACGAGUGGACACGUCAGAGCCAGCAGCCACCGAGAUGCCCACGCGCUGCCUGCAGAUUGGACCCUUGAGCGCUUCUACAUGGUGCCUGUGAAGAACUACCUUCAGCCUGGCACGAUGGUGGCCCUGCACAAUGCUGCUCACAACCGCUUCCUGCGCAUGAACGGCCACUACAUGGAUGCCAGCAGCCCCCACCACGCCGCCCUUCCCGAUGCCUGGACGGGGGAGCGAUUCAGAGUGGUGGAUGCAGGCAACGGCAUGAUUGCAUUGUACAACCAUAUCCACAAGCGCUACGUGAAGAUGACCGGUGACACAGUGGUUUGCAGUCCGCAUCCGCCUUCGGAUGCUCGGAUGCAGCAGUCAUUGUUCCCCAAUACCACAAGCCCGAGCCCCCGCAAAACUGGGAUCUGGGUCCCAUAG
Messenger RNA from Symbiodinium natans, 4695 nucleotides. The record is from the annotation of a GenBank genome assembly. Lineage: Eukaryota; Dinophyceae; Suessiales; Symbiodiniaceae.